CGACUUACACGACCUUCCUCCCUUUGUGUGUUAUUUCUUCCUCGUCAUCUUAGGCGAGCCUCCUUCUAGUAGAUGUUGAAUAUGCUCGCUACUCUAUGCGGUUCUACUGAAUUUAUAUCAAUUAAAACACACCUAGGUACCUAGGUAAUCAAUCGGAACCUAGAAGAAAUGGCAAGCGAUGCGUUUACAGAGGACCAGUGGCGGACACUGUUUGCCCUAGUUGAUUCUGUUGUUCCCUCCAUAGUGGUAGGAAAACCUCAGGCUGCAACCAACAAUCAGAUCGCUAUCACAGAAGAUGAAUUCAACGGCCUCUACCGGCAAGUACAGAAGAAAAUAGAACGUCCGCCAACUGUUCAAGAGUUCCGUGAAUAUUUGUCGGCACGGCCUGUGGAUAAUCCCAAUUUUGUCGGUGCUCUCAAGGGUACAGUUGGCUGUUUAGCUCCCACUCCAGCAAAGCAACUCGGCUUCAUUCUCAGUCUCCUCGCGUCCCGUUUGGGCAGUUUACUCAGUUCUUGGUCCUUAACGCCCCUUGCCAAGCAGUCGACGCCUGUACGCGAAGCUAUCAUCCAAUCAUGGCAACGCGCAUGGCUGCCUCUCUGGCCUAUAGUCGCGAGCAACUUCGUGGCCAUGGGGAAAACGGCUUGGAGCGGUACGGACCCUCUCCUAUUAAAGAUCAGCGGAUACGAUCAGUACAUGCAGAACACCAGAAAGUCGGAGCCUGGCCCCACGGUCGAUUACAAGUUCUUGGAGUUCCAUGAUGGGCCCUCCAAAGGCGAGUCCAUCGAAACCGACGUGCUCAUCGUUGGGUCUGGCUGUGGCGGAGGCGUCUGUGCCAAAGUGCUUGCUGAAGCUGGUCAUCGCGUUACUGUAGUUGACAAAGGGUAUUACUUUCAGCCGAAACAACUCCCACUAUCGCUAGGCACUAUGUAUAACUUGUUUGAAGCUGGAGGCGCAUUAUCGACCGUCGACGGGUCGACUUUCGUUUCUGCGGGCAGCUGCUGGGGAGGGGGCGGCACAGUCAACUGGAGCGCGAGUAUUGCCACUCCGGAGGAAGUCAAGUCUGAAUGGGCGGAAGAGCAUGGACUGAGCUUCUUCAAAGAGGCUAGCUAUGAGGAGUCUAUGGACCGAGCCUGUAAGUUGAUGGGAGCCACCGACUCCCAGGUGCGCCUCAACCACGGUAACAACGUCAUUAUCGAGGGAUCUCGGAAGCUUGGUUGGCACUCUAAAGUCGUUGCGCAGAACACCGGCUCUUCGAGACACAGUUGUGGUAGCUUUUGCGCUCUUGGUUGCCGGACAAGUACCAAACAAGGCCCCGCCGUCAGCUGGCUACCAGCAGCGGCAAAGGCUGGUGCUCGGUUUGUCGAGGGGUUCGAGGUUUCGCAGAUAGUUUGGGAUAAAGCUGAUGGGCAGAAAAAAGCCGUUGGAGUUGUCGGAACCUGGACCCCUCGCGAUGGAGACGGCAACGUGCAGACCGCGAAGAACAAAAUCAAGAAGCAGAUUAACGUCAGAGCGAAGAAAGUCAUCUUGUCUGGCGGUUCGCUCCAUACCCCUCUCAUUCUGUUAAGGAGUGGGCUUACGAACACCCAUAUCGGAAAGAACCUCCACCUGCACCCUAGCGGCGUUUCGGUAUCGGUGUUUAAAGAAGAUGUUAGGGGAUGGGAAGAUGAAAUAUUGACGACCCUUAUGUACGAAUAUCAAAACCUUGACGGGAAGGGCCAUGGCGUUCGCGUCGAAAUAGCGAAUAUGCUUCCGUUCAUGUCCAUGCUUCAAAUACCAUGGAACAGUGGAUUGCAGUACAAGAUGGAUGCCCUAGGUUUCCGACAGAUGAACAACUUCCUCUCCCUCGCGCGCGACCGCGACACAGGCUCGGUAUACCCAGAUGUCGAUGGGAGCCCUACUGUUGCUUAUACGCCUUCAAAAUUCGAUCGUGCUAGCAUACAGGCUGGAGUGGUUGCCGCUGCGAAGCUCAGUUACAUCCAGGGGGCUGUCGAACUGAUCCCGCCGGUCCGCAGCAUCCCGAUCUUCAAAAGCGAUAAACCAGCUAGUGAAAGGAAGAUAGGCGAUACUGAAUUUAGUAGUUGGAUCCAGCAGCUCGAACAAGCCGACUUCAGUCAGGCGGUGCUGGUGUCUGGACAUCAGAUGGGUUCGUGCCGGAUGAGCGCGACCAAAGAACGGGGUGUGGUCGACCAAUACGGUAAGGUGUGGGAUACUGAUAACCUACACAUUGCGGAUGCAAGCGUAUUUCCGUCGGCGAGCGGAGUGAAUCCCAUGAUCACUAUAAUGGCCAUCUCGGAUCGCAUCGCUAGGGGCGUUGCAGCUAGUCUGGGAUGAAGGACUUCGAAAUCACAUCACCAAGGUUAGAGCCUCGGAUGCAACAAUAUGAGGUACGUAUCUUAGGGGGUAUGUACCUACAUAAAAAUUGGGAAGUAAUUUCAUAGCCUUAUUUGUAUUGUUCGUAGGAGAUUUGGGAGAACAUUUCUACCUCAUCAGUACGACUUCCCUAUGCGUGUUGUUACAAAUGCUAUACUUUGCCUACGAACCUUGAAUCUUCAUAGCAUAGCUGCUCCGACAGUUGCUCGAUAGGUAUGAUCUCAUAGAGAAGGUGGUUGGUUGAAUGAAACGAAAAUAAAUAAAAUCAAUGUGACGGCAAACCGCCAAGUUAAUAGUUGACACACCCCAGGGGGCGUAUUAUACGCAUACAUACAGGGAUGUACAUACUGUAGUACCAGGUAGGAAACACACCCUUAUUAAAUCCGUUUUUUCUUUUCCCUAAAAUUUACGAUAAGCCUUAGGUACUUGCUCUUUUCACUGACAUUUCAUC
Daldinia caldariorum is the source of this 2821-nucleotide messenger RNA. Its product is annotated as long-chain fatty alcohol dehydrogenase. The coding region runs from base 169 to 2331 and encodes 720 amino acids. Gene Ontology annotation, molecular function: FAD binding; long-chain-alcohol oxidase activity. NCBI's taxonomy places the organism in Eukaryota, Fungi, Ascomycota, Sordariomycetes, Xylariales, Hypoxylaceae. The transcript has 5 exons. The record is from RefSeq and is a predicted model, not a curated record.